AUGUUGUGCAGCCUCGUAGGCGCUGCGCUGCUAUCACUGUGCCUUUCUCCACUAUUCCUGAAGUGCUUGGCUGUUUUCAGGGAUAAAAUUAACCACAACAAAGGAGCAUCGCUUGAAUUUACGCAACGUAUUGAAAAGAAACUAUUCGAAUAUAAUGCGUCGAAGAAUGUGUUCAAGCGCUGGCUCUUCGAGAUGGUCAGUUGGCUGAUCAGUGCAUCCUGCAUGAUUGCCAUCAUCCUUAUAUACCUCCAAAUCAAGGACCGGCCGAUCUCCGAGAGUUCCAUGUUCCUUAUCUGGACCAAUGUUCUAGGCAAAGUCUCGUCUGCAACUCUUAUCAUGCCGGUUACGGAGGCGCUUGGCCAGCUAAAAUGGAAUUGGUUCCAGAAAUCAAACGCCAUGUGGGAUUUUGACAUAUUCGACAAAGCUUGCAAAGGCCCUCUUGGUGCCGUGAUGCUGCUUUUCCGGACAAAAGGUCGAUCCCUGGCGGCCCUCGGCGCUCUCCUGAUACUGUUGUUGCUGGCUAUCGAUUCUUUCUUCCAGCAAGUCGUCGACCUUCCUGAUAUCUGGGCUCUCCAAGAUACUGCAAGCGCACUGCCAAAGAUGACACGUUAUACUGCAAACGUCGACACGAUCUGGAGGGAGGGUGCCAUGGUUGCGAACACAAAUGGAGAUAUGGCUCUUGUAAUCGACAAGUUCUCGUACGGGAAUGGUACUCAACCAGUAAAGUUUGGAAACGGUACGAGACCCGACAUUCCUGUGUCAUGUCCAAGCAGUAAUUGCACCUGGCCAGUCUACGAUACGCUAGGCGUUUGUAGCGAAUGCGCAGACAUUUCAAGCUAUCUCACGUUCGAUUGCCUCACUCAACGUGUGGAUUGGACUUCUGAGCUGAGAGGUGGCUUCAACAACGAGGGUGCAUACCCCAACGCAACUAUGUGUGGAUAUUUUCUCAAUGCCACAGGAGAAAAUCCUAUUCUCAUGUCGGGCUACAUCUACGACCCGGAAACAGCCAUCAAAGGCGAGGCGCUCCUUACGCGCAUUCUUCCUCUCACAACCCUCUUUACUAGAGAACUGCUGUUUGGCGAGGGCUCUAUCCAUUUCAAAAACCAUCGCCAUACCAUUGCCGAUGUAUUGGUCGUUUCUGCUUCUAAUGGCUCGGCAAAGAAGGUACUUGAGGACGCACCACCUAUCGCAAAUGAAUGCGUGUUGUAUUGGUGUGUCCAAACUCUUAUAUCCUCUUACAACUAUGGAUUGUAUCACGAAGAAGUCAUUGAAACUACAUUCAAUGCCACCGCCGGUACAUCACCAUGGCUGGCAAUACCCUACAAAACGGAGUUUGAGAACGGAACAGAUAUCUUCCAUACUGAGGAUGUUAACAUUAGUACCAAUUACACCGAAAAAGAGGACAGCAACUCGAUCUAUGGAGUCUCAAACGACACCGCCGCCGCCAUUAUCCAGGCAUUUGUCGACAUAUUUCCGUCUUUUACUACAGUAGCAAACGAGACUUCCCUCCCAGUAUUGCGGUUCAAAACUUGGUCUGGAGGCCCUGCAUGGACACGAAACCUUGCUUUCAAUCCCUGGCUUUCAUCCAAUAUAUCCAGCCACAUGCAAAGGCUAGCGAGAGCCAUGACCAACGUAAUGCGAUCGGUCUCCACUCACCAGGACGUAGAAGGUCUUGCUUUUUCCAAAGAGAUCUUCGUUUCAGUAAGAUGGGAAUGGCUCGCUUUUCCACUGGUCCUCCUUGUUCUCAGUCUAGUGUUCCUGGUUUCGACGAUGAGAAAAACGUCAAAAGAUACUGAGACAGCCAUAUGGAAAACAUCAACAAUGCCCACUCUUAUCUACAGCUUACCCAAGGAGGUACAAGGCCAGUUGAGCGAACCAUCCGGGUGGAAUAGCACGAACAAGACGAAGAAAUUGCGGAUUCGAUUGCACCCGAAAUCCGGCUGGAGAGUGUCUGGCCAGAGCCAAUUAAACACAUCCCCGCGAUUACCGCCACCAGCCAUUCAAGCGCCUCGUGGAUGGAUAUGA
Molecule: messenger RNA, 2025 nt
Organism: Exserohilum turcica Et28A
Lineage: Eukaryota; Fungi; Ascomycota; Dothideomycetes; Pleosporales; Pleosporaceae
Exons: 3
Coding region: 1-2025 (674 amino acids)
Source: RefSeq, a predicted model, not a curated record